GCUCAUCAUGGAUUCACUUUAGACGACUUUAAUUUUCUAUUUCAAAAAUCUGACAAACCAGCCAACCCAUGUCAUUUCCUGGAUACUAGCAGGUGCAGAAACUCACAUGUGGUGUGUAGAUGAAAGAGGAAGUCUUGUCUGCACCACCCAUGCCGUAAUUCUGGUACUAUCUAUUCUAUCUCACACUCACAGAGAGAAGGACUUAUACUAACUGCUUUCCAGAAGACAACGAACAACACAUUUUGUCAACAAAUCAGCUCUGACUUUUCAAGCAGAUUUCUGCCUUUUUACCUCUCAUAAGCCAGAUCAACCACGUAGGAAAAGAGUUGUACUAACUUCUUUCCAGAAGACAGAAUGAACAACUCCUCUUGUCCUCAUGUUGACUUUGACUUUACAGCCAGAUUUCUGCCUCCUGUUUUCAUCUUAGUCUUCAUCAUUGGUGUGGUAGCUAAUGGAUGGGGACUGAAGUCUUUGCUCCACAACUGGAAGAAGCUGGGUAACGUCAAUGUGUUCAUUCUCAACCUUGGACUAACAGAUAUUCUGUAUCUGCUCACGCUCCCAUUUUUGAUGGUGUACUACUUUAAGGGGAGGAAUUGGAUCUUUGGAGAUACAUUCUGCAAAAUAACAAGAUUCUGCUUCAACCUGAAUUUAUAUGGCAGCAUCGGGUUCCUGACUUGUAUAAGUGUGUACAGGUACUUGGCCAUUGUCCAUCCAAUGAGAGUGAUGGGAAGAAUAACUGUCACUCACUCUGUGGGGAUCUCAGUCAUGGUUUGGCUGUUGGUGAGCGUUCAAAGUCUUCCAGACAUGUUCUACAGCAAAACAUCUGGAAACAACAUUGUGCAAUGUUAUGAUACCACCAGUAACGCCUAUGUUGAGGAUUACCUGAAAUACAGCCUUGGAUGGACACUCACUGGGUUUUGUAUCCCAUUCCUCAUCACACUGGGCUGCUAUGGACAUGUGAUUGUCGUUCUCUGCCGCACAAAUACCACCGACAAGGUACUGAAACAGAGAUGCUUGAAGUUGUUGCUCAUCACGAUUCUUCUCUUCUCUGUUUGCUACAUCCCCUAUCAUGUACUGAAGAACCUCAACCUCUGGUCAAGAGUUUUGUCUAAACAGAAUAUAUGCCGUGAAUGGUCCAAUGGAGUCUACAUGGCUCAACAGAUAAGUCGUGGCCUUGUGUGUCUGAACAGUGCUCUCAACCCUCUGGUUUACCUCCAUGGAAGUGAAGAUAUUCCUGCUCGGCUCAGACGACUACUCCAGCGUGCUCGUCGGAUGUUCAGCCAUCCGCUUCCAACAAACUCUAGUAGUGUGGCCAUGGCUUAGAUCACAUAUGAAGGUGUAACACAAGAAAAAUAGUAACAUGUUAAACA
Sebastes umbrosus (honeycomb rockfish) is the source of this 1370-nucleotide messenger RNA. Its product is annotated as P2Y purinoceptor 1-like. NCBI's taxonomy places the organism in Eukaryota, Metazoa, Chordata, Actinopteri, Perciformes, Sebastidae. The record is from RefSeq and is a predicted model, not a curated record. Gene Ontology annotation, cellular component: membrane. The coding region runs from base 355 to 1323 and encodes 322 amino acids. Gene Ontology annotation, biological process: G protein-coupled receptor signaling pathway. Gene Ontology annotation, molecular function: neuropeptide receptor activity. The transcript has a single exon.